Zymoseptoria tritici IPO323 is the source of this 1415-nucleotide messenger RNA. RefSeq lists its product as uncharacterized. NCBI's taxonomy places the organism in Eukaryota, Fungi, Ascomycota, Dothideomycetes, Mycosphaerellales, Mycosphaerellaceae. Gene Ontology annotation, biological process: protein import into peroxisome matrix. Gene Ontology annotation, cellular component: cytosol; peroxisomal membrane. Gene Ontology annotation, molecular function: ATP hydrolysis activity; ATP binding. The record is from RefSeq and is a predicted model, not a curated record. The transcript is spliced from 5 exons. The annotation marks the transcript as partial.
UCUGCCUGCGCCAGGCCACGCCAAUGCCACUUCGCCGCAGUCAGGUCCCAUCACGAGCAUGCCCAUUCGAACACGACCGAAUGAUCGCAACGAGACAGCUCGCCGCUACUUCGAACACUCCUCCGCAAAUCGCAUCAACACGGACGCCGUAAUUGUUGAAUCUCUCCAUAAGGAGUAUCCAGAACUACACCUCACGGUCGUUCCUCAGGGAAGCUGCAACAUCCUUGGAUAUGCAAGUGCUGGAAAUGCCGGAGUUGCACCCAUCGACAACGCGAAGGAGAGGCUCUCAUGGCGAAGCUAUAUCCCGCCAGCCUCUAGGCUGAAUGGUAGUGGUGGUCUUGGAGACCGUGUCAUGUUCGGGAAGUAUCUCAUCGACUGGAAGAGUAGGGAAUUCGUCCUGUAUCUUUCAGACGGAAGAGAUGGAAGCAGUGCAUACCCUCAGGUCGUGAACCAAUACGUCUUGUCAUCGUCCGUGGACGCCACGAACAGACUUUUGAUGGAAGCCGGCCAGUGGAGCGCUCAGCUACACGAUGAAGUCUGGGUGUUUGAUGGUGGCAAUUGGCAGAAGAGCUCGGAGCUGUGGAAGAGUGUGCACAAGGCUAGUUGGGACGAUGUUAUCCUCGAUCCGGCCAUGAAAGAAAGCAUUCGCAACGACGUGGACAGCUUCUUCGACAGCCGAGAUACGUAUGAACGGCUGAAAGUGCCUUGGAAGAGAGGAAUCAUAUACUACGGUCCUCCGGGAAACGGCAAGACCAUCAGUGUCAAAGCGAUCAUGCACAGCUUGUAUGACCGCAAAGACCCGAUUCCUACGCUUUACGUUCGAAAUCUGGUCUCGUAUGGUGGUCCCGAGUACGCGAUUCAGUUGAUCUUCUCGCUCGCGAGACGAACUGCUCCAUGUCUGCUGGUGUUCGAGGAUCUGGAUAGCAUCAUUACUGAUAAUGUCCGAUCAUACUUCCUGAACGAGGUCGAUGGGAUCAGAAGUAACGAUGGUAUCCUCAUGAUCGGCUCCACGAACCACCUCGACCGCCUGGACCCAGGCCUUGCGAAACGACCGUCUCGAUUCGAUCGCAAAUACUUAUUCCCGAACCCCAACGAAAAGGAACGUGAAGCCUACAUGAAGUACUGGCAGGCCAAACUCAAGGAGAACAAGGAUCUCGACUUUCCCGACAAACUUUGCCCUGCCGUCGCCAAGAUCACCAGAGACUUCUCCUUUGCAUAUUUGCAGGAAGCGAUGGUAGCCAGUCUGCUUGCUAUCGCGAGAGGCGGCAAGGAUGUUGUCUGCCUGGAGUGUCUUGGGACUCAUGAUCGGCCGACCAAUGGUUCUCACUGUGAUCGCGAGGCAACAAGACCAUUCAAGGGCUUGUACGACUAUGUCUGGUCCGUGAGACAAUUGGACGAGCAGGACCCCGAUCUUG